AUGAUGAGCAUGAGCAUUAAGCCUACAUCCGCGGCUUCUUCGAGGAGUCAAUUAGGCAGGCGGAUCCAGAAGAAGCGUGCAUCCAGUCAUCGAUUGCCACGAUCCGGAACAAAACCCGUGGCGAAAAAAGUGGUUGUACAAGACUGGCCGCUGAUCUUGGUGACUGGGGCCAAUGGUUACAUUGGAUCUCACGUCGUGCUAGAGUUAUUGAAGCAGGGCGACUAUGGGGUGAUUGCCAUCGACAGUCUUGAAAACUCAAGUGCGGAAUCCUUAAGAAGAGUACGGGAAUUAGCCGCCCAGAGCGUCGGCCCUCAUCCGCCGGUCUACCAUCACCAGACAGAUAUUCGAGAUCGUCGAAGGCUUCGGUCAAUCUUUCAAGGCUACAGGUUCAGAGAUGGUGGCAAUGCAAUCCAACAUGUCAUCCAUUUUGCUGCUCUGAAAUCAGUCGAGGGCUCCAGGCUGAACCCCGCUGGCUAUUAUUCCACCAAUGUCUUGGGUACCGCCGGCUUGCUUGAAGUGAUGAAAUCUACUGGAGUCAAUUCCCUUGUAUUCUCCUCCUCGGCUGUAGUCUACGGCUCUAGCGCGGCUCCCGAAGCCCACUCGUCAACCGAACUACUCGCCGAAUCACGUUGCCCGGUUCGCGCUCACCAACCUGAAGGCGAACGCAAAGCAAAUUACGAGAGGAUCACCAACACGUAUGGGAAAACCAAGUUGAUGUGCGAGGAGUUGAUUCAUAAACUAUGCUACUUGCAAGGACAGUCGAAAAAAUCUGCGGACAACUUUCGAGCAGUCAUCCUGCGAUACACCAACCCCAGCGGGAAUGAUCCUAGUGGACGGAUCGGAGAUAGUCCCACCUACCCGGAAAACUUAAUGCCAAUUGCUGCACAAGUGUUGCAGGGUACCCGAGAGCAGAUUUCGAUCUACGGAGCGGAUUAUCCCACUCGCGACGGCACCGGUGUCCGUGAUUUUAUACACGUACAGGAUCUCGCCAAAGGUCAUCUGGCCGCCUUGAGAGCAUUUAAGCCAAAAGGGAACAAGUUUAGCCGAGGCAUGUACCCGAAUAACUGCCAAACUUACAAUCUCGGGACUGGAAGAGGCGCCUCGGUGAUGGAGGUCAUCACAGCAUUGACUGAGGCUUCGGGACGACCAAUUAAGACGAAGAUCGCACCGCGAAGACCAGGUGAUCUGGCAACAGUCAUCUGCGACCCCUCCAAGGCAGAGCUUGAACUGGGAUGGAAAGCUGAGAAAGGCGUCCUCGAAAUGGCGACGGAUCUUUGGAAAUUUUGCAUCUCAAACCCUCACGGCCUAUCGCCUCCAAAAGACUUGAAAUAA
Messenger RNA from Puccinia triticina, 1332 nucleotides. RefSeq lists its product as uncharacterized. Lineage: Eukaryota; Fungi; Basidiomycota; Pucciniomycetes; Pucciniales; Pucciniaceae. Gene Ontology annotation, molecular function: UDP-glucose 4-epimerase activity. Bases 1 to 1332 code for a protein of 443 amino acids. The transcript has 4 exons. Gene Ontology annotation, biological process: beta-D-galactose catabolic process via UDP-galactose, Leloir pathway. The record is from RefSeq and is a predicted model, not a curated record. Gene Ontology annotation, cellular component: cytosol.